AUUAAUGUCCAUGAUAAAACAUUAAAAAUACAUGUCGUGGAUAAUAUGGACUGGAAUUCCAUAGUUAAGCUCGACUAUGGAACGCGCGAUGCUAACUGUAAACAAACAAACGCCCACCAACUCUUACUGCAAAAUUACUUGACUCUGAAAAAUGGCUGGUGACUUAGUAGAUGGGGCCACAGUUCUCUCCCGUGCUUUACUUGAUCAGGGAGUAGAAUAUGUAUUCGGAAUCGUGGGUUAUCCGGUCAUUGAAGUCGGUGUGGCAAUGCAGGUUGCAGGGCUCAAGUUCAUAGCCAUGAGGAAUGAACAAGCUGCCACUUAUGCUGCUCAAGCUAUAGGAUAUCUCACAGGAAGACCUGGUGUUGUAUUGGUAGUAUCUGGGCCUGGUAUGCUACACACUAUAGGAGGACUGGCUAAUGCAACCAUCAAUGCUUGGCCUGUCAUCGUGAUUGGGGGCUCAAGCGACGAAGACCAAGAAGGGACAGGUGCUUUCCAGGAAUGGCCUCAGGUUGAAAGUGCUAGGUUGUACACUAAGUUUUCUGCCAGACCACCAUCAAUAGAGCACAUUCCAUUCUUUGUGGAAAAGGCUGUCCGGAUCAGCACCCACGGAAGGCCAGGUGCAUGUUACCUGGACAUUAACGGUGACAUGGUGAAUGGAACAGUAGAGGAGAGCAGUGUCAGGUUCUUCCCCGAAGUUGGACCUCCACCCAAGACAUAUGCUGAGCCAUCGCAAGUCACAGAGACUCUAGAAGCUCUCUCACAAGCAAAGAAUCCAUUGGUGAUUGUAGGAAAAGGAGCAGCAUAUGCCCGUGCUGAGAAGGAGGUGCGUGCUUUCUUGGAUCAAACCGGUCUUCCGUUCCUCCCGACACCCAUGGGGAAAGGUGUCAUGCCUGAUGAUCAUAACCAAUGUGUGAUUGCAGCUCGAUCAAGAGCUCUGUUACAAGCCGAUGUGAUCCUUCUGUUAGGAGCUCGUCUGAACUGGAUGCUUCAUUUCGGAAGACCACCUAGGUUUGGGGAAGAAACAAAGUUUAUCCAAAUUGAUAUUUGUCAUGAGGAGCUGGGUAACAACAUUAACAGCGACAAUGUGAUUGGACUAGCUGGGGACUUACAAGCUGUUACUCAACAGCUUAUAGAUGCUGGAAAGACUUCCAGUGCGAGGGGUGGAUGGUCCUACCCCUCCAACACCCCUUGGUGGCAGAGUCUGAGGUCAAAGGUCAAAGAUAAUGAGGAGAAGAGUAAGAUCCUAGCCAGCGACAUGUCUGUUCCUAUGAACUACUAUGCAGCAAUCUCUAAGGUCCAAGCAAUGAUUCCCAAGGACAGUCUGAUAGUGAGCGAGGGAGCUAACACCAUGGACAUUGGAAGGACGAUCCUUCUCAAUCAUUCUCCAAGACACAGACUUGACGCAGGCACUUUUGGAACCAUGGGCGUUGGAAUGGGAUUCAACAUCGCCGCAGCCUUGCUCGCCAGGGAUCGAUGGCCAAACAAGCGUGUCGUGUGUCUGGAGGGAGACAGCGCCUUUGGCUUCUCAGGGAUGGAGGUGGAGACUAUCUGCAGAUACAAUCUUCCAGUGCUCAUUGUUGUGAUCAACAAUAAUGGGAUUGGCUUCGGGACAGAGAAGGAAACAUGGGAAGCCACCCCACCUGAAGAGCGCCCCCACAGCCUCAUGCCGACUGCCCUCAUGCCUGACGCUCGCUACGACCAGGUGAUGACAGCCUUUGGGGGCGUCGGCUUCCACGUGACCACGCCCGCCGAGCUGGAGGAUGCGCUUCGUCUCAGUCUUACCAAGCACGCCAACCAACCAGUACUCAUCAAUGUGAUGGUUAGUCCACAGGCUCAGCGUAAGCAGCAGGACUUUGAUUGGUUGACCAGAAAAAGUAAGCUGUAGUAAGCUCUAGCUUUACUUCCAAGGUCACAAGUGGAUAGGACCAACACGUACUCCAAAAAUUGCCUUAUCGUAAAGUCAUCAUUAAUUCAUCGUUAGUGGCGGAUCCAGGGGGAGGCAUGAGAUCCCCCUUCCCCCUCCCUGUCAAAAAAAAGGGGGAGGAAAGAGGAAGAGGGCUAAGGCCAAAGGACUUCUCUUUUUUUUUAGGGGGGUAGAGGAAAUUUAUCUGCUCCUAUCAGAGAAUCUUGGAUCUGCCACUGAUUAUACAGUAUUUUGCAAAUGAAAUAUUUGAAGAAAAACUUGUCUCAUAAUUUGUGCAAUAAUUUUCAGAGGUACAUGUACCUAUACUUGUAAUAGUAAAUGAUUCAUAAAAAUAAAAUCAUUUGAAUUUGUAUUUCUGUGCUGUACAACAGGAAAAUACUGGAUGCAAGUAACUUAUUAAGUUUUGUGAAUGCCCCUUUGUCAAGAUAGUAUCAUGUCGCAAAAUUAAUAAACUACUACCUCAUUAAAAUUUUGCGUUCAUAAAACGUAUUCAUAUGUCAAAUUAUUUUCAUCUGUGAAUAAUGUUCAUCUUGUAUAUCCAUGUGGUACAUGAACUUUAUGGAAAAUUAUCAGAUUAUUAUUACAGCAUCUGUUGACCAUUUACAGCAAUAUGCCGUGUUGUCACUGGCAUUUGAUUUCAUUUGGUAUGAUGCAAUGGAUCCCAUAAGAUAUUGCUUUGCUUGUGUAAGAAGAUUAUUAUGUUCAAUCGUGGAAAAUAAUUCUAUAGUUUAUAAUAUCCAAGUAGAACAGGGUAUAUCAUAGCAAUUAUCUUUAGAAUAUUCCUGAAGAGGUUCAUCUGAUAGGUGAUGCAACUUGAU
Molecule: messenger RNA, 2742 nt
Organism: Strongylocentrotus purpuratus (purple sea urchin)
Lineage: Eukaryota; Metazoa; Echinodermata; Echinoidea; Camarodonta; Strongylocentrotidae
Gene: hacl1
Product: 2-hydroxyacyl-CoA lyase 1
Exons: 17
Coding region: 152-1885 (577 amino acids)
Biological process (GO): fatty acid alpha-oxidation
Cellular component (GO): peroxisome
Molecular function (GO): thiamine pyrophosphate binding; magnesium ion binding; catalytic activity
Source: RefSeq, a predicted model, not a curated record